This is a messenger RNA of Haemonchus placei, 219 nucleotides long. Lineage: Eukaryota; Metazoa; Nematoda; Chromadorea; Rhabditida; Trichostrongylidae. The record is from the annotation of a GenBank genome assembly.
AUGUUGCGUCCGUCACCGACUCCAAUUUCGCGUCUGUCACAUUCAGACUACUGCUCUUUGUCUUCGUCUGAUGACGAUGCUGAAGUAUUUCCGAAGCGUACGUCGUUAGUAGUUGACACCCAACCAGGGAUCUGUCCACACUGCAAGAAAACAUAUCAAGAUGUAAGCCCACCUUUCCGUAGAGUUUUUUUUUNUUUUUUGGAUUAUGGUAAUGUAUAG